Molecule: messenger RNA, 3895 nt
Organism: Aptenodytes forsteri (emperor penguin)
Lineage: Eukaryota; Metazoa; Chordata; Aves; Sphenisciformes; Spheniscidae
Gene: P4HA1
Product: prolyl 4-hydroxylase subunit alpha 1
Exons: 14
Coding region: 35-1645 (536 amino acids)
Biological process (GO): peptidyl-proline hydroxylation to 4-hydroxy-L-proline
Cellular component (GO): endoplasmic reticulum
Molecular function (GO): procollagen-proline 4-dioxygenase activity; iron ion binding; L-ascorbic acid binding
Source: RefSeq, a predicted model, not a curated record
CAUAGGUACGUGGUGAGGUGACAGCUAUUGAACUAUGGCAUUCAAUAAGAUUUGGUAUACCGUAGCCCUUGGACUUCUGCUGCCUUUUUCUUACGCCCAUACGGACUUCUUCACUUCCAUUGGUCAUAUGACAGACUUAAUUAAUACAGAAAAAGAUCUGGUGGUGUCACUGAAAGAUUACAUCAAGGCAGAAGAAAGCAAGCUGGAGCAGAUCAAAAAAUGGGCAGAGAAAUUGGAUCAGCUGACAGAUACUGCUACGAAAGACCCAGAGGGGUUUUUGGGACAUCCUGUAAAUGCAUUCAAGUUGAUGAAACGGCUUAACACAGAGUGGGGUGAGCUGGAGAGCCUGGUUCUGAAGGACAUGUCAGAUGGCUUUAUCUCCAACAUGACUAUCCAGCGGCAGUUUUUCCCAAAUGAUGAAGAUCAGACUGGUGCAGCAAAAGCCCUCUUGCGGCUUCAAGACACGUAUAAUUUGGACACGGACACCCUCUCAAGAGGGAAUCUUCCAGGUGUGAAGCACAAAUCCUUUUUAACAGCUGAAGAUUGCUUUGAGCUGGGAAAGAUUGCCUACACUGAAGCCGACUACUACCACACCGAGCUCUGGAUGGAACAAGCUCUUAAACAGUUGGAUGAGGGAGAGGUGUCUUCUGCAGAUAAGGUCUACAUUCUGGACUACCUGAGUUAUGCUGUGUAUCAGCAGGGGGACCUGGGCAAAGCCAUGAUGCUCACCAAACGCCUUCUGGAGCUGGAUCCUGAACAUCAAAGAGCAAAUGGGAACAUGAAAUAUUUUGAAUAUAUCAUGGCUAAAGAAAAAGAAGCAAAUAAGUCCAGUACGGAUUCAGAAGACCAGAUGGAGAAGGAAACUGAGGUUAAGAAAAAGGAUUACCUGCCCGAGAGAAGGAAGUACGAAAUGCUGUGCCGUGGGGAGGGUCUCAAAAUGACUCCUCGGAGACAAAAAAGACUCUUCUGCCGCUACUACGACGGAAACAGGAAUCCUAGAUAUAUUCUGGGCCCUGUCAAACAGGAAGAUGAGUGGGACAAACCUCGAAUUGUUCGCUUCCUUGACAUCAUCUCCGAUGAAGAGAUCGAGACUGUGAAAGAACUAGCAAAGCCGAGGCUGAGGCGAGCCACCAUUUCAAACCCCAUAACAGGAGCCUUGGAGACGGCACAUUACAGAAUUAGCAAAAGUGCUUGGUUGUCCGGAUAUGAAAGCCCUGUGGUAUCUCGCAUUAACACAAGGAUACAGGACCUAACAGGACUUGAUGUCUCCACAGCAGAGGAACUGCAGGUAGCCAACUACGGAGUAGGAGGCCAGUAUGAGCCUCAUUUUGAUUUUGGAAGGAAAGAUGAGCCAGAUGCUUUUAAGGAAUUGGGAACAGGCAACAGAAUUGCUACUUGGUUGUUUUAUAUGAGCGAUGUGUCAGCAGGGGGAGCUACUGUCUUUCCUGAAGUAGGAGCUAGUGUUUGGCCUAAAAAGGGAACAGCUGUAUUCUGGUACAAUCUCUUUCCAAGCGGAGAAGGAGAUUACAGCACGCGACAUGCGGCCUGCCCAGUACUAGUUGGAAACAAAUGGGUAUCCAAUAAAUGGCUCCAUGAGCGAGGACAGGAAUUCCGAAGGCCGUGCACUUUAUCAGAGUUGGAAUGAUGCAGACUCGUCCAUUGCCUCCUCUGUACUCAGUUUGUGUAAAGUGUACACAUCUCCUACAGUUUACAAUUGACUAACACUCCACUACAGGUUCAGUCUUCAGCUACACCGGUGUUUCAUCUGUGGACAAAACAAACAUGCUUUUAGUUCCCCUAAAAUAGCCCCUUAAGGUUUUAUGAACAGACUAUAUUAAGGUCUAUGAGUGUUACAGAAAAAAAAAAAGGACAAAAUACAGAUCAGGGCCACAACUUACAGUGGUGUUGUGUGUGGUGUUCCCUUCACCAUCGCUCCUCUGAUCAGCAUGGAAGGCCAGUGAUUGUUCGCUUAGAGUCCUCCUCGCAACUGUCAGUCUGCUAAGGGCGGGAUGAUUUAAUGGGAGGGCUCCCUUCUAAGGAAGGCUGAAUUAAACCCGUUCGUAUUCCUCAAUUUCCAGACAUUCGACUCCUUGCUUUUCUAGAGUGCCUGACCACUACUGUUGAGAACUGUGGGCAUGGUUUGUGUUUCUCUGGGGAACAGGUUAUUACCAUGUUUUAGCCUGUUUUUUCACUUCCACAAAAGCCCCAAUUUUUAAACUGUCUACCUUCUCAGUCCCUCUGGGGAAUUUGGCUCUUAACCUUGAAAAUGUGAGCCAGCAGUUACAUACGCAUAGAUGAGAUGCUUCAGCAGUGUUGUGUCAAACACAUGCCUGCAUCAGAGCAGCCUGACAAUUACAGCCCAUCCUUCCCUCAAUUUUUUUCUUUAAUGUUUGUCCACAUAAACAAAUGCUGCUUUUAUCCUGUCUUAGUAGUCAACCCUUACAUCUGUUCCUUAGGCAGUGGGGACUGGAAUGUUACCGUCUUCGUUAAUCAAAAUAAUUGUGCCUUAGGACACUGGAAUUUCAAAUUGGUUAUGAGACUUCAGGUGGUGAGGUAAUACAUAGUCCUCACAGAAUGCUCUCCACCCUCAUCCUCCCAGUUCUCAAGGUUUUAUGAGAAAUAGAUGGCCUAUUUAUAACCCUAAAUCUUUUUUAGAUGCUUUUUAUUUUGCAAAUGUUUUUUCUGCUGCGGAUGUUGAAUGCAGGCAGCAGCAGUGACAUGCCUUUAGUCACGGGGCGACUGUUUGCACAGGAUGCCAGAGAAGGUGCCUGCUCUGGCUGGUUUGGCAUUGCUCACCUUGCGGAGGCUGCCUUCACUGCAGCAACGCACCUCGCGCUGCCUCCCCUCACUGUAGCUGUCGCUGGCACUCGUGAGCAAGGAAGCGCUGGGAAGGGGCCUCCUCCAGAGGCUCUGGUGCUGCUCACUUCACUGCUGCUCUUCCCACGAGCCAGGGCUGGAGCUGUUCUGAUUCAUGCCGCCCACACAGAAAAAGUGUCCCCAAAGUCAGCGGUGCCCGCACUGGAAGAACUUGCUUGCAGUGACUUUCAGGGGCCUUAGUUUGUGACGAGUCAUCCUUAAACUGAGAUGAAGUUGAAACCUCUGAGGGAGAUGAGACUGUGGCUGCUGUAGCUGUUGAACUUUUGUUCUGCUCAUCAGAUUCCUGCGGGAGGAAUAACUGCUGUCCCCUGGCACAGGAAGAGCUAAGCAGGGUGGGGAGAGGCUGCAGGGAGGUUCGCUUUCCUAAGCCGUUUCUCUUCAACAGCAGGAUUUUUAGCAAAAUGUCUAAAUAUUCCACUAGCAUGAGGACAAGAAAUCAAAGUGAGCUGCACCAGACUCUACCUAAACAGUCUGAUUUUCUGGAUGAUGAUGGUUUUACUGAUUUAGGGGUCAAGCCUGAAGUCUUUACCAAGGAAAAAAUUCCAAUUUCAGUUAAUUGGAUUUUCUGCCUCAAUAAAAUCUUGAAAAUUGAGCCAAAACGUAGAUGAAACCAACUGUUAAUAUGUUAGAAAUACCUCUGGAAUACUGAGAAUGCAGUUUAAGGUACUAUAGUUUGAGAAACUGCAUACUUCAGAAGACACUUUAAAGUCUUUGCUGGAAAAUGCAUUGUUCAAUUUCUACUGAGCCUGUUAGCAAUGGGACCUAUGUAACUGUUUAUCCUUAGCCCUGCACCUUCUUGCAUUUUGCCUGUGCUUUUGGCAGAUGUGAAACAAAGUCCAUCCAGCACUUAAGAAAACAAGUAAAAAGGCAAAUCAGAAAUAGUCCCACCUCCCGUCUGUACUGCUCGCUCACUUAUUCAAAAUAGCUGGUACACUUGGGCAGUAUCUGAUAUAAAUAGAUUCACCAAGGAAAUGGGUUAUUGGAGCAUAUUUUUGAUCGCUAAAUUGUAAUCAUUAAA